Molecule: messenger RNA, 567 nt
Organism: Wasmannia auropunctata (little fire ant)
Lineage: Eukaryota; Metazoa; Arthropoda; Insecta; Hymenoptera; Formicidae
Exons: 1
Coding region: 1-567 (188 amino acids)
Molecular function (GO): nucleic acid binding
Source: RefSeq, a predicted model, not a curated record
AUGGCAUGGUCGAGAGAGCAAACCGCUUCCUUAAAUCUUCUCUCAAAAAAAAACGGUGAAAGUUUUCCGGAAUGGCCAAACGCUAUCGCAACCAUUCAGUACGUCUUUAAUAAUACGUUUCACGCGUCAAUUAAAUCGACCCCAUCCAAGUUGCUGCUAGGCUACGACCAGCGCAACCAUAGCGAUAGCAAGCUCGUAGAGUUUCUAACAAAGUUGCAUAAGGCUGAAUUCUCUUUGUCAGAGGAAAGGGAAUCUAGUCGUCAGGUAGCAUUAGACGCGACUAAUAAAGUGAAAGAAUAUAACAAAGUAUAUUACGAUAAGCGUCAUAAGAUCCCGUCCGCGUACAACGCCGGCGAUUUUGUCCUAGUGCGUGAUACCACGGUUAAGCCCGGCGAAGACAAGAAAAUAAAACCCGUUUAUAAGGGACCAUACCUAGUGGAUAGGGUAUUGGAAAAAAAUCGUUUCGUAAUAAAGGAUAUUCCUGGCUUUAACAGGGUUUCUCGACCGUACAACUCUAUUUUGUCGCCCGAUCGGCUCAAACCAUGGAUCAGGCCGGCAACACCCUGA